Molecule: messenger RNA, 2685 nt
Organism: Lynx canadensis (Canada lynx)
Lineage: Eukaryota; Metazoa; Chordata; Mammalia; Carnivora; Felidae
Gene: SEC14L2
Product: SEC14 like lipid binding 2
Exons: 12
Coding region: 55-1266 (403 amino acids)
Cellular component (GO): cytoplasm
Source: RefSeq, a predicted model, not a curated record
AGCGACCCGUGCUCCAUCAGCUGCCGCAACCGCCGCGCCCGCGCCGGAGCCACGAUGAGCGGCAGAGUCGGCGAUCUGAGCCCCAAGCAGAAGGAGGCGCUGGCCAAGUUUCGGGAGAAUGUCCAGGAUGUGCUGCCCACUCUGCCAAAUCCAGAUGACUAUUUUCUCCUGCGCUGGCUCCGAGCUAGAAACUUUGAUCUGCAGAAGUCCGAAGCCAUGCUCCGGAAGCACGUGGAGUUCCGAAAGCAAAAGGACAUUGACAACAUCAUGAGCUGGCAGCCUCCAGAGGUGGUCCAACAGUAUCUGUCAGGGGGCAUGUGUGGCUAUGACCUGGAUGGCUGCCCCGUCUGGUAUGAUGUCAUUGGACCUCUGGAUGCCAAGGGUCUGCUCCUUUCAGCCACCAAACAGGACUUGCUCAAGACCAAGAUGCGGGACUGUGAGCGGCUUCUUCAGGAGUGUGUCCGCCAGACCGAAAAGAUGGGGAAGAAGGUGGAGACAGUCACCCUGAUUUAUGACUGCGAGGGUCUUGGCCUCAAGCAUCUCUGGAAGCCUGCGGUGGAGGCCUAUGGAGAGUUUCUCUGCAUGUUUGAGGAAAACUAUCCUGAGACACUGAAGCGUCUUUUUGUUGUUAAAGCCCCCAAGCUGUUUCCUGUGGCCUAUAACCUCAUCAAGCCCUUCCUGAGUGAGGACACUCGCAAGAAGAUCAUGGUCCUGGGGGCAAACUGGAAGGAGGUUUUGCUGAAAUAUAUAAGCCCUGACCAGCUGCCUAUGGAGUAUGGGGGUACCAUGACUGAUUCUGAUGGAGACCCCAAGUGCAAAUCCAAGAUUAACUACGGGGGUGACAUUCCGAAGAAGUAUUAUGUGCGAGAUCAAGUGAAACAGCAGUAUGAGCACAGUGUGCAGAUUUCUCGUGGCUCCUCCCACCAAGUGGAGUAUGAGAUCCUCUUCCCUGGCUGUGUCCUCAGGUGGCAGUUCAUAUCAGAUGGUUCAGACAUCGGUUUUGGGAUUUUCCUGAAGACCAAAAUGGGGGAGCGGCAGCGGGCAGGGGAGAUGACGGAGGUGCUUUCCAACCAGAGGUACAAUGCCCACCUGGUCCCUGAGGAUGGGACCCUCACCUGCAGCGAUCCUGGCAUCUAUGUCCUGCGGUUUGACAAUACCUACAGCUUCAUUCAUGCCAAGAAGGUCAGUUUCACUGUGGAGGUCCUGCUUCCAGACAAAGCCUCAGAAGAGAAGAUGAAACAGCUGGGGGCAGUCACCCCAAAGUAAUGCCUCCUCCCACAGAAGGCCUGGCUCCCUCAGUGUCUCCCUGUCAGUUUCUGUCCCUUGUAGCAGUCAUUUGCCCAGUAUCCAGAUGCCUCCCAAAAAACUGGGCUACAAGAAAGACGCUGGGCUGGAUUUGGGAAACUUUCAUUUCAGAAUUAGGAAGAGGGAGAGUAGCAGGAGAGGGUCCCCUUGCCUCUCAAAUUGCUAAGAAGUCCCAGGGGCUGGGCACCAUGAUAGGAUCUACCAUCCUAUAAGCUGUGCCAACUUUACCUGUCCAGUGACAGCUGAGACAGGAAGUGAAAGGGGGGGAAGAUGGGGAUGGCAGCAGGGAAGAAAUUAGAAAAGGGGGGAGAGAUUGAGACCUAACACUUCGGGGAAGCCAGCUGUAGGGGAGGAACUUGUUCCCAAAUGAAAAUGUUAAGUCUAGAUCAUAAUGAGGAGUAUAGCAAGGUAGCAGGUUGCUAGAGUUAUGGUGGGGGUCAAAAACUCUUCUAAACUUUCUAUCACCAAGGCUGGGAUCUUUUGGCUUUGCCUACCAGGUCUCAGAAGAUGGUCUGAGUCAGUGUAGAUCUUCCCACUCAGGGGUAGACAGGAAGGCCACCUUGAGAUUUUUGCAAUUCUUGGGACCCACUGGCUGUCUCUUUAAUUACUGAUUGUCAGUGACUCAGCUUCUCAGGACAGUGAGAUUUGGUGCCCAGCCACUGUCCUCCAACGUAAACAAAGCACAGGGAAAUUACCUCCAGGGAUCCCAGCUCCAUGAUGGGUUAGGGGUGGGGGUGAGUCCUGAGGCUUCCACCCCCCCCCCUUUUCAGUGCUGCCGGCCUCUCAUCAAGUUAACUCUCCAUUUGAGCACCCCACACAAAAAUGACAAGUGGGCUCAAAACAGUAGAUCUCAGUGAGUGCAUUUCCCAGUCUGAGUCUCCCACGGUGCUGGCCAGGCCGCUUCCUGACUGACCUCAGCAAUGCUUUGGCAGUCCCAUGUCUGUGGGAGGCAUUCGGCUGGUGCAUUGGGUUCCUGGUGUCUGGCGGGGAGGCUGCCCGGGCAGGGGGCCAAAGCCCGGGCCAGCAUCUGGGGGCAGCCACAAACGGCCUCACAGGUCCCCAGCCCCUCCAACCACAGUGACGAACAGGGGGCGCUUGGCGACCAGGGACUGGAGGGCACGGACCCUGGGGGCAACCACAGCACUUAACACCACGCCCUGCAAACGAACACUGGAAAACGAACCCGCCUGGGCCCUCGCAGGGACUGCUUUCCCUCCGAGACCCAGGCCCCGGCCCAGCGUGGGGAGAUGGUCUGGUGAAACUGAGUAGGGGCUGGGCUGCGUGGACAGCAGCCAGACCGUUUGGCAGGGGUCACCCCGACCUUGGUUUACAACGCUCUGUUAGGAAAAUUAACCAAUGAAUAAAGCAACAUUCAGUGCA